AUGCAUGAGAUGAACUCCACCACUGGUGUCAGAGAGUUUCGUCUACUGGGUUUCCCGACUCUGAAUGGUUAUAAGUUGCCUUUCUUUUCUAUUAUUCUUUGCAUGUAUUGGAUGGCUUUUUGUGAGAACCUCCUGAUCAUUCUCCUGGUGUCCACAAGCCAACGUCUCCGUUCUCCGAUCUAUUUCUUCCUUGGACAUUUGGCUCUGUCAGACAUCAUCCUUAUAACCAUUGUUGUCCCUAAGAUGCUGGAUGUUAUCAUAAGGGAAGGGAGUGUUAUAUCUUAUGUUGGGUGUUUAACCCAAUCUUACUUGUAUGGUGGAACAGUCAGUGCUGAGUGUUUUUUGCUCACAGUCAUGUCCUAUGACCGAUACUUGGCCAUCUGUAAACCGCUACAUUAUGUCUCAAUGAUGAGUGUCCAGCUUAGGUACAGCCUGGUUGUCUUCUCGUGGUUACUUAGCUUUAUGUUAAUGAUUAUCUCAUUUGUACUUUUAUGCGACUUAGACUUUUGUGGGCCGAAUGUGAUCAACCAUUUCUUCUGUGACUAUGCUCCUCUUUUAGAACUUUCUUGCUCAGAUACAACCGUUCCAGAAAUUGAAAUGAUUUUUAUUUGUUUCCCGAUAGUUCUGUUGCCUUUUUUGUUGAUUGUAAUAAGUUAUGUUCACAUCUUUAUCACUAUCUUUAGAAUUCCCUCCAUAUCAGGCCGGCAGAAAACUUUUUCCACGUGUAGCUCUCACUUGGUGGUUGUUUCUAUCUAUUAUGGGUCCAUCCUCAUAAUCUACAUGGUCCCUAACGCAGGAAAUUCAUUGAUGGUGAAUAAGUUUCUAUCACUUGUCUACAUUGUAGUAACCCCACUUCUAAACCCUGUUGUAUACAGUCUGCGGAACAAAGAAAUUCAAGCAUCUGUGAUGAAAUAUAUAAGAAUCUAUUGUAGUCAAUGA
Messenger RNA from Hyla sarda, 939 nucleotides. Its product is annotated as olfactory receptor 1468-like. The coding region runs from base 1 to 939 and encodes 312 amino acids. Gene Ontology annotation, molecular function: olfactory receptor activity; G protein-coupled receptor activity. Gene Ontology annotation, cellular component: membrane. The transcript has a single exon. NCBI's taxonomy places the organism in Eukaryota, Metazoa, Chordata, Amphibia, Anura, Hylidae. The record is from RefSeq and is a predicted model, not a curated record. Gene Ontology annotation, biological process: G protein-coupled receptor signaling pathway.